Molecule: messenger RNA, 4109 nt
Organism: Vicugna pacos (alpaca)
Lineage: Eukaryota; Metazoa; Chordata; Mammalia; Artiodactyla; Camelidae
Source: RefSeq, a predicted model, not a curated record
UGUGCACUCUUACCUCUCGGUUCUGUUUUUUCCCCUCAUUUGCAUUAACCCUUUCUUACCUUUUUAUGAACUUCUAGACCUACGCUUCUCAGAAGGGGUGGGACACCCACGUCACUCUGCCCGCGGCCAGGAUGGAAAGGAACAAGCCACAUUUCUUUUGGGGGAGACUGACAGAAGUUUAAAAGGUCGGCUGCGGCCAGUGUCAGAGACAUUCCCGGCUCCAUCACGCACCCUUCGCGUCCACCUCUGCCCACUGGAGACCACUUAGAGACCCAAGCGGAGGCGACAGCUGCAUUCAGGAAACCAUGCCUCCCGUCAGCGGGAGCCAACUGCAGACUUUCAACCCUGUUCACCAUGUGGAUGCGGCCGAGAAAUGACCUGUCCGGACAAGCCAGGGCAACUCAUAAACUGGUUCCUCUGCUCCCUGUGCGUCCCGCGGGCGCGGAAGCUCUGGAGCAGCCGGCGUCCUAGGACCCGGAGGAACCUUCUGCUGGGCACCGCCUGCGCCAUCUACCUGGGCUUCCUGGUGAGCCAGGUGGGGCGCGCCUCCGUCCAGCACGGAGGGCCGGCCGGCAAGGGCCCGCACCUCGGCCGCGACCCCGCUGAGGUUCCCUUUCCUGAGAUACCCUUGGAUGGAACGCUGGCCCCGCCCGAGCCCCAGGGCAAUGGGAGCACGCUGCAGCCCAACGUGGUGUACAUCACCCUGCGCUCCAAGCGCAGCAAGCCGGCCAACAUCCGUGGCACGGUGAAACCCAAGCGCAGGAAGAAAUACGCGGUGGCUCCUUCGGCCCUGGGGCCGGAGGCUUGGGUUGGACCAUCCCUUCAGCCUCGGGAUGCUGCGGGGGCGGCUGAUGCUGAAGUGCCUGGGCACGUCCAGAGGGGAAACCUGGGGGGGCCACCCUGGAGGGGGAUACAGGGUCCGGGAAUGCGAGGUGGCCGCUCGGACUUCCAGCUGCCCCAGGCCAGGGAGAGCAACAUCAGGAUCUACAGCGAGAGCGCCCCGUCCUGGCUGAGCAAAGAAGACAUCGGCCGGAUUGGCCUGCUCAAACAGCCUGUGGACAUGAGCGAGGUGUUUGCCUUCCACCUGGACAGGAUCCUCGGGCUCAACAGGACGCUGCCCACCGUGAGCAGGAAAUCCCAGUUCAUCCCAGAUGGCCGCCCACGGCCGGUGAUUCUCUGGGACCCAUCUUUGUGUCCGACAAGCAACGAGACCCACUCUUCUGUGAAGCUCACCUGGGGAACUUAUCAGCAGUCGCUGAAGCAGAAGUGCUGGCAGAACGGCCGGGUGCCCAGACCCGAGUGGGGCUGUACAGAUGUGCAUCACCACGAGUGGUCCAAGAUGGCCCUCUUUGAUUUUCUGCUACAGAUUUACAAUCGCUUGGAUGCACACUGCUGUGGAUUCCGCCCUCGGAAGGAAGAUGCCUGUGUGCAGAGCGGGCGGAGGCCCAGAUGUGACAAGCAGGAUUCUGUGGCUCUGCAGCACAUUGUCCAGCGAAAGCAGGACCCCAGGCACUUGGUCUUUAUAGACAACAAGGGAUUCUUUGACAGAAGCGAGGAUAACUUGAACUUCAAACUGUUAGAAGGCAUCAAAGAGUUUCCCGAGUCUGCAGUUUCUGUUUUGAAGAGCCAGCACUUACGACAGAAACUCCUUCAAUCUCUCUUCCUUGAUAAGGUUUACUGGGAAAGCCAAGGAGGGAGGCAGGGGAUUGAAAAGCUUAUCGACGUAGUGGAACAGAGAGCCAGAAUCCUUCUCACCUACAUCACGGCCCACGGGGCCAAAGUCUUACCGAUGAAUGAAUGACAGAACAUUCUCCCGGCCAGGGGACAGGCUGUCAUGUGUGCCUUUCCGUUUUUUGGUUUUGAGUCAAGUCCACAGACCUCAAGCCUUUUUCAGAACGAGGCCAUGGCCAUGAAUGCAUGGAAUCAAUGAAUCGAAUCAAGGGUACAUGGUGAGUGUGAACACUUGAAGCCAACUCGAGAAGCUCUGGAAACCCAUACGGAUAAAAAGAUACUCCUUUAUGUUUUCCUUUAACAUCACUGCGCGGGAGUCUCAGCGUCUGAGUGGCUGCACUGGCUGUCCCGUGAUAAAGCACUGGUCACGUUGUAUAACAGGACAGCGUAAACCCGAGGUAGGGACUCCUUCAACAGAGCGGAUCUGAUGCCACUUUGAUUGGUCUGACCAAAUGCCCAUGGGAACCGUUCUGGACAUUUUUCUGUUGCUGAUUGUUACAACAGGGCAGUCCCGAGGCUGCCCAGAGACAGCUCUACGGUGGAGAACCGGGGCCAUGAUCCGCAGAAACAUCGGAGCACGCGAUAACUUGAGGUAGAAAUGGUGGUCUAUUUGUAAACCCCCCAGCGUAUAUUCUAUUGGACCUACAGAUGGCCAGCCAGCUCUGUGAUCCUGAGCAGCAAGCAUCAUUUUCCAUUCCUUCCUAGGCGUGCCCUUUCUUGUCGCUAUGGAAAUCAUCCACACCUGACAACUUACACGUUAGGUGUAGUUUUACUCUCUCACUGUUGGUCCAGCUUAUGUCCAAUGGCUUAGAAAUUAAUUGCUUUUCAGGUAUAAAGUUACCUAUGUGAAACUGCACUUUGCGGAUCUCUUUUUUAAAGUGGAUACUGUUUUAAAAUUUUUUGUCAUUUUUACCAAAGAUGUACCAUACUUUCUGUAUAUUUUAUUAAUAAUAGUGGAUUUCUUCAAAUUUGUUCCAUAUAAUUGUAUUUAAUUGAUGUCAUCCAGGAUCAGAUAUGGAGUGUGUUUCAAUAUAUUGUUUGGCUUGUUCUCAUGUGGAUAAUAUGAACAAGCUAAAUUAAAGCCCAGCCCCGAUCAGUUCUCCUCAGUGAAAGCUCAUGGCUAGAACUAAAGCAGCAAAUCAGAGGGCAGUAAGCCUCAAAUAAUUCUCCUUGGGCUUGACCAACUUUUUAAUGUGGUGGGAGGCUGUGGACACAGAGCAGGUCACCUGCUGAGCCUUCGUGUCCUUGGAGAUCCCCUGUCAUCAGACAAGAUGGAUGUUCACAUGGAGGUUCCAAACCUUGAACAAAUCAUGAUUACCCUCCCACCACCUCCCACUCCCUACCCCUUAUUUAAAAACAUACUGAUUUCUCCUUUCUCUGAAAGCUUAAAAAUAGAACUUAAGAAUGUUUCUAAUACAGGCUAUCCUUUAUUUUCUCAGUUCCACAUGUUUUUGCUAGACUACGCCCCCUUUUCUGUGUUCUGAUCAAGGGUAACUCAAUGUCACCGUAAAUUAGAACUAUUCAACACGUUACGACGACAAAUGCUAGGUGUUUUUUUAAAAAGAGCAUAUCUAUAGAUUUUAAUUUAUACAAAUGUAUGGGAGCAAAAUGUCAAACUAAUAUGUUGAGUACCAGAGAAGGUGGACCAAGGGACAGGGAAUGUUAGAUCAUCUAAUUAUAACUGUUUGGGUCCUGCAUUCAGGUCUGACUUUCAGCAUCCUCACUUGCCGGCUGACUCUUGGAGAGCUGGUCUCCAGACCAUUCUCUCUUUGACAUUCCCUUGUGAAAUAUUUGCAUUUUACUAUGCUUUUUAUGGACUAGACCAUCCUACGCAAAUUUGUGACGCUGGCACUGGGAAUCCCAGGUUCCUCAGAAGUGGCUUUAAUUUUACACCUCAUACUCCACGGCUUCUGGGCAGCUAGGUCCUUCUGCUGGGGGUCUGGUGGUUUGUCUGCCUCCAGUUAUUCUGAAAUGCUGAAUGUUGAACGCAAGGCCCAGGAACACGUGUUUGUUUUGGUCACCUUUGCUUUUUAACAGUGCUUUUUGUUUUAGACUCAGUGAAUAAUUCAGGCUGUAUUAGUUUCGGAUGAUCGGUAGCUGGAGGCCAGGGUUUUCGUCCUAAUGAUUAAUAUUCUCUUCUCUCACUGAAAACAGUGGGGAUGCUCUGUGCCUUUCGGAUGCAGUCCAACGAUGCUGCGGUUUGGUUCACAGAAGCACAUGAUGUGGCUUAUUUAUAACUUGAGAAACUUAAGAUAGAGCAGUUUACCUUGGCAGACAUACAAAAGCUUAUUCUUGUGCGAUUAAUUAUUUUUAAGCUGAUGUUAUGAAAAUAAAUAUGCAUCUGAAAAAUCUGUAAUAAAAAUAUUGGAAAUUAAAAA